AUGACUGUGGAUACAAAAAUCUCAUCUUCUCCGCUCCUUCCAUUCGAUAUCCUCGAAAGAAUCAUUAACGAGCUCGGUCAUGAAGCCAAUCAAAAACGGGACUAUGAAUACUACUGCGUGGGUCCAGCACGCCGCGCUCUUUUCGAAUUCUCGCUGGUUUCCAGUGCAACAUUGCAUCCAUGCAGGUUGUCGAUCUUCUCGACUCUCAGUCUCAGACAGACUUUUAAAAGAGACUCAGACCCUGACCGCUACCUGGAAGAAACGCUUCGCAUGCUGGAAAGUAACCCACACCUCAUUCCCUACAUCCAACAAUUGGCCUUCCAUUUCAGGGCCGUCAAGGGGCUCGCGCACAAACCUGGAGAAAUCUACAAUAAUGUCUUCCCAAAGUUAUUGACUGCGCUGAAGAAUCUACGUGGCCUCGUCUUUGAUGGGCUCAUCCAGGGCGGAUACGGCAUGGAAACGUGGAGGGGAGUCAAUGGAGAAGUCCAAGACGCUAUGACCAAGCUUAUCGCCCACAGCAACCUGGAAAAGUUGGAUUUCCGAUGGGUCAAGACUCUCCCCACAGAAAUGUUCUUGUAA
This is a messenger RNA of Coprinopsis cinerea okayama7#130, 579 nucleotides long. RefSeq lists its product as hypothetical. The coding region runs from base 1 to 579 and encodes 192 amino acids. NCBI's taxonomy places the organism in Eukaryota, Fungi, Basidiomycota, Agaricomycetes, Agaricales, Psathyrellaceae. The record is from RefSeq and is a predicted model, not a curated record. The transcript has a single exon.